Messenger RNA from Temnothorax curvispinosus, 4224 nucleotides. It is a transcript of the gene Hr96, whose product is annotated as nuclear hormone receptor HR96. The transcript is spliced from 6 exons. Gene Ontology annotation, biological process: cell differentiation; negative regulation of transcription by RNA polymerase II; positive regulation of transcription by RNA polymerase II. Gene Ontology annotation, molecular function: zinc ion binding; RNA polymerase II cis-regulatory region sequence-specific DNA binding; nuclear receptor activity. The record is from RefSeq and is a predicted model, not a curated record. Bases 1012 to 3201 code for a protein of 729 amino acids. NCBI's taxonomy places the organism in Eukaryota, Metazoa, Arthropoda, Insecta, Hymenoptera, Formicidae.
UUUCUGAUGUAACAUAAUAUUCAUGUGCCGCUAGAAUUCGUGAAAUUCGAGCGUUAAAUGUUAUCUGGUAAUAAUCUUUCCUCGAUAAUGUACAACGGGGCGUGUUGUUGAUACUAUAUCUAUUUACUUGCUGCGCACAGAAUCCGUCGCAAGCUUAACUUUAAUUACGCGUCAUUUGCGUUCAAUUUUAACAAAAAUCUCCAAUCUCCGUUAUAUUGCAGCCAAGCUCCAAGUAUAAACAUUUAUGAAGUAUCAUCCCUGAAAAAUCCUGAAAGCUAGUUGCUGAAGAACCCGAUUCUAGAUUCUAUUUAUUUAGCUCUUCGAGCUUUUCUGCCAAAACUAUCGCUUUUGCUGGGAAGAAAAAGGAUUUUUUCGGAGAAUCAAUUUUCUGCUUUCCGGAAGACGGGUUUGAAAGUACGCGCGAGAACGGUCCGCGAUCACGUGGGUGAGGCCUAGUAACAUUUCGGGGACGCGUUCGCGCGGUGUGGCACCUCGAUGGACACGGAACAGGGGGUGGGCGAGGGCAGGAGAGAAAGAGGGUCGUCGGCGGGAUGAACGGAUCGUACGAUUCAUACCGUAUUACCAUACGACGAAUUUGUGCGCACCGUCUCGUUAACUGUUGACAAGUGGAGCCGUCAAUUGAGCCCCUCAUUUGGCACGGUCACUUAAGGAGCUUUUGUAGGCGCGGUUCCGAGCGGGGCGUUAUUUGGCCACGUUCAGCGAGCAGGAGGAGGAGGUGGCGGAGGAGGAAGAAGAUGCUGUCGUGAGCGGUAAAUAGCCCCGACCUGGCCCCCUCCGGCAGGCACCGCGGACACGAUAAACCCGAUAAACAAUGUUAACGUGAGUCAACGGCGCUCCGAGCGAGCGAGAGGACGUGUCGCGCGGGACGGGAUAAGACGUGGGGGUGAGAGAGAGAAGGAGAGGCGGGAGAGCGAGACCGGAGAACGAUGUUGCUGCCUGCGCGGGUAAGAUAAGACGUGCUAAUCGCUCAAGAACGCCGCCCCAGGAGCAAUGGACGAUGAACAGCCGGCGAGGGAGGCCAACAAGAUCUGCGGCGUCUGCGGCGACCGGGCGCUCGGCUACAACUUCAACGCCGUCUCCUGCGAGAGCUGCAAGGCCUUCUUCAGGAGGAACGCGCUGAAGAACAAGGACUUUAAAUGCCCCUUCACGGAAAACUGUGCCAUCACAAUCAUAACUAGACGAUUUUGCCAAAAAUGCCGUCUGGAUAAAUGCUUCAGUAUCGGCAUGCGCAAAGAGUACAUCAUGUCUGAAGAGGAUAAGGUCCUGAAGCGGAAGAAGAUCGAGAAGAACCGCGCGAAGAAACGGUCUCAGCCCGACAACGGCAAGAAGAUUAAAAAGGACUGCGUAGACGAUUGUACGUUCGAGGACACGUCGAUGUCGAUCAAUUCGGUCGCAUCGGCGAUGUCGGAAACGUACUUUUGGGAAUCUGAUAAAAAGUACACGGACCUGGACAGCAACAGGCAAAACGUUGUUGAAAGUAUGAGUCCAGUGACAGCGGCGAGCGUGCCGAGUCCUUCGAGUCCCCCAGAGAACACGAAUAUCGCUGAAACGAAAACGCUGGACAUGCUGAAGGAAUCCGCUCCGAGGUCCAGUCUUGCUAGCCGCGCGAGAUUCACCGAUCUUAACGUGGCGCCUCAGAGUACAGCGACGGACAAGAGCUCUCCUUCGAAUUCGGGGAAAUACGAGCAGAGCUCGCUACAAUUCAGCUCCGCUUUUGAAGAGAACGCGCCUAAUUACUCCGCAUUCGAGCAGACUCGCGAACAAAAUUCCCCCGUGUAUAUAAAUCGCGCGUCGCAGGGCGAGACGAGUCGUUCUGAUCCUCUUUCGUUGUCGCAACUCGCGAAAGAGGAGACGUCGAUAUGCCAGAAACCGAAGGAGAUGUGUUCGAGCGGGAACAAUUUGGUCGCCAAGUUCAAACAGGAUCCCGGUCUGCUGACCAAAUUAAUCAAUAGGCCAAAUUUAGUCGCCAAGAUAAUUCAAGAUCAGAGGGUAUUAAUGAAGAUUAUGACGGAUCCUGAUAUGGCUACGUGUUUGGCGGCAGAUCCGUAUAUCACGCAAUUCUUGAAGGAGCACGACACAAUUGAUACGGCGAUCAUCGGGCGCGACCGUGACGCCAAAACAAGAGUUCAGUCGAGGGAAGCUUCAGAGAAUAAUGCCAGCUCGGGUGAUUCUAGGCAUAUCCCGAAGUCCAAGGGAGGUCACGUGGAAAAUCCGAUCCUGACGGACUUGAUUACGAACCGCAACGCGGAGGAGUAUAAAAAUCAAAAUUUGGAAACUAGUACAAAUACAGAUUGGCAUAAAAAUACAGCCGACGUUACCAAAGAUGUUCUUCAGGACGUACAAAGAAUACCAAUCGCUGCCAAUUCUAUAGAGUCUAUCUUAUGCGAGGCUAUCAAGUUAGAAUAUUCAGCAUUUUCUAGUUUUGGUGGCAACCAAAGCAGCAGGGAAUUGAAUGACGCCGAGAGAGCGAAAUUGAACGAGCUGAUAGUUGCUAACAAAGCGUUAUUAGCUCCGUUAGACGAUGACAUAACAAAUUUGGUUGGCGAAGAGUGUAAAUUCAAGAAUAAUUUUGGACAAUCUGAUCCAAUGUUGUUGGACGUUAUAAAUUUGACGGCCAUAGCAAUUAGACGCUUGAUAAAAAUGUCCAAGAAAAUAAACGCCUUUAAGAAUAUGUGUGAAGAGGAUCAGCUGGCUCUGUUGAAAGGCGGCUGCACGGAAAUGAUGAUCCUAAGAUCAGCCAUUAAUUACGAUCCGGAUAAAGACAUGUGGAAAAUACCCCAUAGCCAAGAGAGCAUGUCGAAUAUCAAAGUUGACGUUCUGAAAGAAGCGAAAGGAAAUUUAUAUGCGGAGCACGCGAGAUUCGUCAGAACGUUCGACCCCCGGUGGCGUGACGAAAAUAUUAUUUUGAUUUUAAGCGCAAUCGCCUUGUUUACUCCCGAUAGACCGAGAGUCGUACAUGGUGAUGUUAUUAAAUUGGAGCAGAAUUCAUAUUAUUAUCUCCUCAGACGGUAUCUGGAGAGUGUUUAUCCUGGCUGCGAAGCUAAGUCCACAUUCCUCAAGUUAAUACAGAAGAUUUCUGAACUCCAUAAACUGAACGACGAGGUCGUGGGAGUUUACUUGAACGUCAAUCCAUCCAGCGUAGAGCCGCUGCUUAUAGAAAUAUUCGAUUUAAAGCACUGAUUAUUUAGCUUGUAAAGUCUACGAGUUCUCUUUGUGUGUGUAUAAUAAGGGAAUCGUACUAGUACAUUUGAGAAAAUACUACAUUCAUGCUGCAAUGCAUGUAUUCCUAGGGUUAUCUUUAAUCAAGAAAACCGCACGAUGGCUACAUCGCCGAUCCGGAUAUUUAUGAAAAUAUUAUUGUAAGUAAAACUUCAACACUGCAUUGCCUCCUUGUAUGAAUGAUAUCGUGUAGCAACACGUCUUUAAAUAUUUUUAAGCGAUGGAAUGAAGACUAUAUGUGUAAAAUAUCGAAAUAGUUUAACGUAAAACUGAAACGUGCGCGCGCGGUCGCGCUUAAAACAUCGCCAGGAACCACAUUAACUACAUAUAAAUCAUAGACAUUAUGGGUAUCAAUGUCCGCCAUAAUUUAAUGUAACUCAUCACAAGUGGAACGGCAAGCGAUUCACGCGUCAAUCCGAAUAAAGUUGAUUAAAUUAGGACACUAAUAAGGUAAUAGAGUGCCGUAAUUAAUAAUAAACAAUAUUUCGCUUCGUAACAAGCACAUAUUGUAUCAUUAAGUAUUUCGCGAAGUAUCUUUUGAGCUCGAUAUCGUUCUCAUUGCGUACUGAGAACAAAUGUAUGCGUACAACGACAGCAUAAUAAUUCCUAGGUGGCUGUUUCGAUCAUGUGUUUCCUCGAAAAAUAGUUAAAUAUGUAAUUAUAUAUUUUUUAACACGUGGAUCGUUAAAUUUUAAGCAAAUGAAUGUUAUUUAAUGCGACAAGGCCUGUGCUCAUAUAUUAUAAAUAUAUUAUAUAGAUUAUUAAGAGUUGUAAUUGUGUCGUUAAAAAAUUUGUUUUAAAAAAAUGAGAUUACAAUGAAAACAACUAUAUGAAUUAUAGUAAUCAUGCUUAUGGUAUAAGCAGCUUUCAAAGUCUACAUGUAAAUAAGAGAGAGAGAUAUUAUACUUGUAUAUAUGUGUCGUUGUGUAAUGUACACGAGAUAAAUUGUGAUAUAUCCUGAUAUAAAUAUAUUUUUCAAAAAUA